Fusarium falciforme is the source of this 2952-nucleotide messenger RNA. RefSeq names its product 5'-3' exoribonuclease. Lineage: Eukaryota; Fungi; Ascomycota; Sordariomycetes; Hypocreales; Nectriaceae. The coding region runs from base 1 to 2952 and encodes 983 amino acids. Gene Ontology annotation, cellular component: nucleus. The transcript has 3 exons. Gene Ontology annotation, biological process: nuclear-transcribed mRNA catabolic process. The record is from RefSeq and is a predicted model, not a curated record. Gene Ontology annotation, molecular function: RNA binding; 5'-3' RNA exonuclease activity; zinc ion binding.
AUGGGUAUUCCGGCGGCUUUCCGAUGGCUUUCCAACAAGUACCCCAAGAUCAUCUCGCCAGUCAUUGAGGAUCAGCCCAUCACGCUCGAAGAUGGAUCUACGAUUCCCGUCGAUACAACUCGACCAAACCCAAAUGGCGAAGAGCUUGAUAACCUUUACCUCGACAUGAACGGUAUCGUUCAUCCUUGCUCUCAUCCCGAGGACAGACCCGCCCCCAAGGAUGAGGAGGAGAUGAUGCUCGAGGUAUUCCGGUACACUGAUCGCGUUGUCAACAUGGUGCGACCGCGAAAGAUCCUGAUGAUUGCCGUUGAUGGUGUUGCGCCCCGAGCCAAGAUGAACCAACAGCGAUCCAGACGUUUCCGCUCUGCCCAGGACGCCAAGGAAAAGGAGGAGGACAAACAAGAGCUCAUCAAGCUCUUGAAGCAGCAGAAUGGGGGUAGCCUAUCGGCCGAGAGCUUGGAGAGUGUGACCAAGAAAGCAUUCGACUCGAACUCCAUCACGCCUGGAACUCCGUUCAUGGACAUCCUCGCGCUCAGCUUGAGAUACUGGUGCCAAUACAAGCUUAAUACGGAUCCUGGCUGGGCUAAGCUUAAAGUCAUCAUUUCUGAUGCCACUGUUCCUGGAGAAGGAGAGCACAAGAUUAUGUCCUUCGUCCGAUCUCAACGCGCCUCUCCUGACCACGACCCAAACACUCGCCAUGUCAUCUACGGUCUUGACGCAGAUCUUAUCAUGCUGGGCCUCGCCACUCAUGAACCCCAUUUCCGAGUUCUACGUGAAGAUGUUUUCUUUCAGGAGCAGAAGGCCCGUCUCUGCAAGUUGUGUGGACAAAAGGGACACGAUGCUCAGAACUGUCGCGGCGAGGAGAAGAAGAAGGACGGUGAACACGACGAGAAGGACAAGGGUGUCACCCUGAAGCCCUUCAUCUGGCUUCACGUUUCCGUGCUACGGGAGUAUUUGGAGGUCGAGCUGAGUGUAUCGAAUUUGCCCUUCCGGUUUGACUUGGAGCGUGCCAUUGAUGACUGGAUCUUCAUGUGUUGUUUCGUCGGUAACGACUUUUUGCCUCAUCUUCCGGCCUUGGAGAUCCGAGAGCAUGGCAUCGACACGCUGACAAAGCUCUGGAAGGACAACCUGCCUGUCAUGGGCGGUUAUGUCACGAAGGAUGGACAUAUUGACUUGGAAAGAGCGCAGGUUAUUUUGGACGGGCUUGCGAAGUUAGAAGAUGGCAUCUUCAAGCGAAGAAAGGAGCAGGAGGAUCGGCGAGAAGCCAACAACAAGAGACGGAGACUCCAGAACGAGAACAAUGGUCGAGGUGGGCGUCAGAGUGGACAGUCGACUCCUCGAAUCAACGGCCACAUGAACCCAUCUCAAGGUAUGGCGCUGCACCCCAUCGCGUCCUACCCGAAACCCGAGAAGCCCUUGACCCAUGACAUGAUUGUCAACCGAAGCACCGCCCCGGACGCGAAUGUGGCGAACAAGAGCGCUGCCAGUGUUCUCAAAGCCCAGCUGCAGUUGCAGAAGUCACUGUCUACUGCAAAGCCGGAGGACGCUACUCAGGAGUCCCCGUCGGCGCUUGGAAAGCGGAAAGCUUCUGAACUUGAAGAGGACGGCAGCUCGACUACCGGAACCCCGGGGACCACGACGCCAGCACCAGCUACCGAAGAAGGCCCAGUUGAUGAAGUUCGCCUUUGGGAAGAUGGCUAUGCCGACCGCUACUACGAGAAGAAGUUCCACAAGGACCCUAAAGACAUUGAGUUCCGUCAUUCGGUCGCGCGGGCCUAUGUGGAGGGACUCGCUUGGGUUUUGCUGUACUAUUUCCAGGGAUGUCCUUCCUGGGAAUGGUACUACCCCUAUCACUAUGCCCCGUUCGCAGCUGACUUCAAGGACUUGGCCAAGAUGAACAUCAACUUCGAAAAGGGCAGGACAUCGAAGCCCUUCGAACAGCUGAUGAGCGUCUUGCCUGCUGCGUCCCGUCAUGCAUUGCCUGAGGUGUUCCACGAUCUCAUGCUCAACCCAGAGAGCCCCAUCAUUGACUUUUACCCUGAAGAUUUCAAGGUUGAUCUCAACGGAAAGAAGAUGGCUUGGCAAGGAAUUGCCCUGCUUCCUUUCAUUGAGAUGCCCCGACUUCUGGCAGCGGUGCAGGGCAAGUAUCCGGAGCUGAGUCCUGAGGAUUCGGCCAGGAACGAAAUGGGCCGAGAUGUGCUCAUUUUCUCCGAAGGCCAUGAGAGCCUGUAUGAUGAGGUGUUGACCAAGUUCUACUCGAAACGUCAGGGAGACUCCAAGUUCAAGUUGGACCCUAAGAAGAGUGAUGGGCUAUCUGGCAAGGUCGAGAAGAAAGAUGGCUAUGUUCCUCACGGCGAGCUUAAGUAUCCCCUCGAGCGGAAAGCAAUGCCGGACCUUGACUACGACCGUUCUGUGACGGUCUAUUACGACUUCCCACAGACAUCCCACACCCACAAGUCGAUGCUUUUGCGUGGGGUCAAGAUGCCUAAGCCUGCACUCACGCCUAGCGACGUUGAGAUCAUUCGAAGCAAGGCCAGCAGGGGGGGCCGGGGCGGCUAUGGGCGAGGAGGCUAUGAUCGAGGUGGUUACAAUGGGCCUGGAAUGUCGCGAGGAAACCAGUAUGGACGACCGCAAAACGGAUAUGGCAGAUCGGAUGGGCACUAUCAAUCACGCGGGCCUCCGCCGAUGCCUCCACCACCGGGGGCGCCCGGAUUCGGCAUUGGAGUCCCGCCGCCACCUCCUCCGCCAAAUUACUACAACAAUCGGCCCCACGACAACUACCGUGGUGGUGGUUAUUCAGGCUACAAUCAGCCUAGAGGUCCUCCACCCAUCCAAACACCUCCCGGGUAUCAAGGGUAUGGUGGCCAGGGUGGACAUGGUGGACAUGGUGGCCAGUCUUAUGGCAGAGGUAGGGGUUCCGGAGGUUAUAGGGAUGGACGGUCUUAUAGGUAG